Molecule: messenger RNA, 2347 nt
Organism: Drosophila eugracilis
Lineage: Eukaryota; Metazoa; Arthropoda; Insecta; Diptera; Drosophilidae
Gene: nod
Product: kinesin-like protein Nod
Exons: 7
Coding region: 109-2115 (668 amino acids)
Biological process (GO): microtubule-based movement; mitotic spindle organization
Molecular function (GO): ATP binding; microtubule motor activity; microtubule binding
Source: RefSeq, a predicted model, not a curated record
GCGGUCACACUAUCAAGAUCGCAAUUUGAAAGACGCUUGGCUUGCCAAACAAACGGUUAAAGUAAAUGCAAAACGAUUUAAGAAUAUAUUUCAUCAAUUUAUAUUUAAAUGGAGGGCGGCAAAUUGAGCGCCGUGCGAAUUGCAGUUCGUGAAGCGCCGUACCGUCAGUUUUUGGGGCGUCGAGAACCGAGUGUUGUUGAAUUUCCGCCAUGGAGCGAUGGCAAGUCCUUAAUGGUGGAUCAGAAUGAAUUUCUCUUCGAUUACGCCUUUUCGUCGAACACCAGCCAGGAUGAGAUGUACCAGACCUUGAUCCAGCCGCUGGUAGAGAAGGUCCUCGAUGGAUUCCAGUGCACAGCAUUGGCCUACGGACAAACUGGAACGGGAAAGAGCUAUUCCAUGGGAAUGGCACCACCCGAUAAGAAACCCGAGCAUGCUGGUGUUCUGCCCCGCUGCCUGGGCGACAUCUUAGAUCGCGUGAUGGCCAAGCAGGAGAACCACAUGGAACCCACCCAGGUGUUUGCCUCCUUUAUCGAGAUCUAUAAUGAGAAGGCCUACGAUCUCUUGGGCUCCACGCCACAUAUGCCCAUGAUGGCUUCGCGUUGUCACAGAUGCACAUGCCUACCAUUGGGCAGUCAGGUAGAUUUGCAGUAUCUAUUGGAAUUGGGAACACGGAAUCGUCGCGUUCGUCCAACGAACAUGAAUUCUAGCAGUUCCAGAUCACAUGCCAUAGUAACAAUUCAUGUUAAGAGUAAAACCCAUCAUUCAAGGAUGAAUAUAGUAGACCUGGCUGGCUCAGAGGGCAUAAGGCGUACCGGGCAUGAGGGUGUGGCCAGACAGGAGGGUGUCAACAUCAAUCUGGGUCUGCUGAGCAUCAAUAAGGUGGUGAUGUCCAUGGCAGCGGGUCACACAGUGAUUCCCUACCGCGACAGUGUACUUACUACAGUCUUACAGGAAUCGCUCACCGCGCAGUCAUAUCUAACCUUCCUCGCCUGCAUCAGUCCCCAUCGAUGUGAUCUCACCGAAACUUUGUCCACUCUACGCUUUGGGACCAGUGCCAAGAAACUCCGCCUGAAUCCGAUGCAAGUGGCACGGCAAAAGCAAUCACAGGCCGCACGGACACCACACGUCUUCCGCCGAGUGCUGAGCAGCUCAACGGCUAUCAAACGCCCAGCCGCCAGUCAGAACAGCACACUUGUUUCGCACAUUCAGAAAUCCGAAUUAGCAAAACCUCUGACCAAUGUGCUCCAUCGUACUCGCUCCGAAUUGGGCAUGACUCCCAAAGCCAAGAAAAGGGCUCGCGAACUAUUGGAGAUGGAGGAGACGAUGCUGGAACCAUCGCCCAUCAAGAGCAAUUCCCAUAGUAGCCUCAGUCUAGUGGGUUUCCAGGGUGAUAUCGAAAAGGAUAGACAACUAAUGCCACCACCUAGUAUGGGUACUGGACAAUCCAACAGCCUGCACUCUACAGUCAUGAGCAUUCCCGAAGAGAAUGAACUGGAACAGUCGGCUGGGAUUCAACAGAAGGCCAUCUCCAGUACAGUACGCUGCCAACUGUUCAACACCAAUGUCAGUCCCAUUAGUUUGCAAACAUUUAGCAUACAAAAAGAAAUUAGCGGGAUCCAACCAAUGGAAGAGACUUUACAGCCUUCUCCAAUAGAACCACAAAUCAUCCGCCGCUCCAUGCGAAUAGCGAAUAUGCAAAGAUCGAUAAACUAUGGGUCCAUAACCAAAGUAAAUGGAACAAGGCAAAGCACUCGUCUAAAGGAAAUACGGGAAAAUUCUUCUGCCGUGGUCGUAAAAAAGGAGAAGAUCAACCAGCUUAAGGAUUUGAUUUCACGAAUUGAAGCUCCUCAAGACGGAAGUCGUCCGGGGAAAAGAAAUCCUCCAGUCAAGGAUUGGAUGAAUAAUAAUCAUAAAUUCUUCCUUGACUUGCUUAACAAUCCCAGCGUUAAAGAACUGCAAAAAAUCCCCAUGAUUGGGCCAAAGAAAGCCCUAGCUUUAGCCAUCCACAGAUCCCGACUUGGUUGUUUCAAAAAUCUCAAACAGGUAAAAGAUCUACCAAUUUGGCCCGGUAAGAGCUGGGAAAAAUUUGCCGAAGUCAACUGUCUGGAUAUUUGAUUAUUAACUUUAUUUAAUGUAAGAAACAAAGAGGAGCAGGAUAUCCUAAAGCAACUGGACUAGAAUAACAUAGGGAACUAUAAUAGGAUUUAUAUUUUUGUAAUAUUCAUUUUAAUGUGUGUAUUGUUUUUUUUUAUUGACCUUUUUUUUAAAUUAUUAAUGUAAACUAAUUUAGUUUUUUAAUAAGCUAUAUGUGAACCAAUGCCCAAAAUAUAUAUUUCUUAACGGAAAA